Rhinichthys klamathensis goyatoka is the source of this 3103-nucleotide messenger RNA. It is a transcript of the gene stam2, whose product is annotated as signal transducing adaptor molecule (SH3 domain and ITAM motif) 2. The transcript is spliced from 14 exons. The coding region runs from base 137 to 1648 and encodes 503 amino acids. Gene Ontology annotation, molecular function: phosphatidylinositol binding; ubiquitin binding. The record is from RefSeq and is a predicted model, not a curated record. Gene Ontology annotation, cellular component: endocytic vesicle. Gene Ontology annotation, biological process: signal transduction. Lineage: Eukaryota; Metazoa; Chordata; Actinopteri; Cypriniformes; Leuciscidae.
CCUUUGCUUACUAAGUUUACGGAAGAGCAACUGGUGGAAGUGAACGCAAUUUAAUGGAUGAGAGAAGGAGAAAUCGUCGAUCUACGUAGAUAAUACGCUCGAAUUUAUUCUCUAAUAGAUAGGAAAAGGUCGAAAAAUGCCUUUAUUUGGCCAAAAUCCGUUCGAUCAGGAUGUGGAGAAAGCAACUAGUGAAACUAGCACAGCAGAGGACUGGGGCCUCAUUAUGGAUAUCUGUGACCGGGUUGGGACAACUCCAAAUGGUGCAAAGGACUGUCUCAGGUCAGUCAUGAAGCGAGUGAACCACAAGGUCCCUCACGUCGCUAUGCAAGCGUUAACGUUGCUAGGUGCCUGCGUCUCAAACAGUGGAAAAAUAUUUCACCUAGAAAUCUGCUCGCGGGAGUUUGCCAGUGAAGUUCGUAGUGUGUUGAACAAGGUUCACCCAAAGGUUGGUGAGAAACUGAAGGCCCUGAUGGUGGAGUGGGCCGAAGAAUUCCAGAAAGACCCGCAACUGAGUCUCAUCAGUGCCACCAUCAAGUCCCUCAAAGAAGAAGGAGUCACCUUUCCCACAGCAAACACCCAGAGUUCUAGCACUAAGCCUAUUAGCACUCCUGCCACCAGCAGAGCCCCUAAUGAUGAUGACCUGGCCAAAGCAAUUGAGCUGUCCUUACAGGAACAGAAACAGCAGGCAGAGACACGACCCCUCACCAUGAUAGCUGAUCCACCCUACAACACAAAUGGAGGGAAAGAGUCACGUAAAGUGCGCGCACUCUAUGAUUUUGAAGCGGCUGAGGACAAUGAACUCACUUUUAAGACUGGAGAGCUUGUGCUCAUUCUAGAUGACAGUGAUCCAAACUGGUGGAAAGGAGAGAAUCAUCGAGGAGUAGGCCUAUUCCCUUCUAACUUUGUCACCACCAACCUGAAUGCUGAACCAGACCCUGUGAUGUAUGUAGAGAAGACAGUAGUCCCAGAAGAGCCCAUCGUUGAAGUCAAAGCUGAACCUGAGCCUGUGUAUAUAGAUGAGGAGAAGAUGGACAAAACUCUCUACCUUCUCCAGAACACAGACCCUGCAGAUGCCACACCUGACAUCCCAGAGCUGAUCACAUUAGAAGAUGCUUGUGAAAAGAUGAACCCAAUGAUUGAUGAGAAACUAGAAGAGAUUGACAGGAAGCACUCAGAGUUGUCCGAGCUGAAUGUGAAGGUGCUGGAGGCUCUGGAGCUGUAUAACCAGCUAAUGAAUGAGGCUCCACUUUACAAUGCAUACUCCAAAAUGCAGACUAUCCAAGGCACUUACCCAGGAGCCCCUACACCUCUCACUAUGCAGGGUUAUCAACCGUCUGGAGCCUACAUGUCUUCUGGUGUUCCACAGGGCUAUAGUCUUACGGACCAAGCUGGCCCUCUCUGCUCUCUUCCUCCUUCAGUCAAUUCAGCGGCCCCCAGCCAACCAGCACAACCUCCUUACAUCAGCGGCCACAUGAAUGCACAAUACGUGAACCAAGCUCCUGGAGCCCCUUACCCGCCACAGAUGGGCGUGGCUAUGGACAUGUCUGCCUAUCAGAACGCUAAUCCUGGUCUGCCUCCAACCUCCUAUCCCAUGUCAGCUCCAGCCCAGCAGCAACAAGCGGCCUUCUACCAGCAACCCCUUCUGUAAGACUGUACGACAGGUCCGACUCCACAGCAAUUAAUAUCCAAUGCAAAUUCCAAAUGGUGAAAUGAGGUCGAGAGCAUUUUCCUCUCUCGUCUCUAUUGAUGUCAAGGGGUAUGCAAAGAUUCGCUGACAUUUGUCUUCGCAGGACAGAGAUGUAAUCCACUCGAAAGGAAGCAAGCAUUUCUUUUUCUCUCCCACUCAUUAACCCAUUAAGCAGUUUAGGGCAGGUGUUCAGAAUUGAUGGAACGAGUCACACUAACCAUAAACAUAAUUUUCAUCAUCUUGUGAUCAUCACCAGCAUAUUCGUCUUUUUUUCUGAUUGUGAAUUUAAGACUAAAUGGUAAAAUGCACAUGCAUGAUAUUAUUCUUCAUUUGAAGAGACAAUUCUUUAAGACUUAUGAUUAAUUGUUGCCAUUUUCCAUUUAUUUCUGGGUUAACUGACUUAAGAUUAAUUUCUUGGCUUUCUAAAGCAAAUGUGGGUGUUUUAUCGAUGGCAUUGUGCGUUAUAGAGAGGACAAUUGAAUGAAGAAGAUUAUACAUGGAUCACCAAAUCUGGAAUGAUUUUAUGUGCCAAUACUUGAGCACUUGUAUAAACUCUUAAAAUCAAAUUGGCAGUUUUAGUUUCAACACGCUGUUAGUGAUUCCAGAAUUAUGGGACAGAUUUAGUUGGUGCAACCAAAUGCUAGAGACUUUCAUGUAAUAUUCAUAAAUUCCUUUACAACCUGUGCUUUAGAACUGACAGUGGUCACAAAUGCAAUCCCUUUAUGGUCAAUCCAUAUGUUUCACUGUAUAAUGAUAUUUAUAAUAUGCAAGAACCGCUUGUGUUUGGAUUGUGGGUGUUUGCUGUUGUUUGAUUUAAUUUAAGCAUGUAAAAGUGCAAACAGUAUAAUUUUCAUCUGGUCUAUAAUUUCCUCUGCUGGAAAUGAUUGAUUAAUUGUUGUUUUUUUGCUUCUUACAUAAGUGAAGAAAUGUGCUUUGCUGAUGUGCUCAGCCAUUUCUCCUUAACUGAAGUGAGCAAAUGUAUAAUUCCCUUACCAUAUAGACGGCUUUCAUUCGUGUUAAAAUGGGAUUAAUGUAGUAAAAUAUAGAUGAAAAUUGUCUUUAUUUUUUUUCAUAAUCUGCUCGAAAAAAGAUAUUGUAUAUUAGUUGUUAAAUAAAUGGCUUUGUCUGUAUUGCACCUUAACUUUAUAAACAUUUAUUUACCACCAGAUGCCUUGUUCUUUCACGAGACCGAAUAAACAUAAAAACCAAUUCAAAAGACUUUAUUUCAGAAGCUGCUGUAUAUUUGUAAACCUGUAUGUUUUAAGAGAUUUAGAGGGAAAUCUGUAUUGUACUCAUGGAUUCAAUGUUUUGUAACAUCAAGAUUUCUUUGUAUCCUGCCUGCUCAUUUUUCAAAAUUCUUUUUGUAACACAGUGAACUGUUAAAGUCUUCAGAAAAUAAAAACUACCUGUUUCAGA